AAAAUAAAUUUAUUUUUAUAAAUCUUGUCAAAUGGACCUAAAUGGAUCAACCAGAACCAGAAGAAUCCACAAACUCAAUCACAGAAUCUUCUCAAGAAUGGCACAUACUUAACCUUUUAAGAGUUUGUGAGAGGGACCUUUUUGAAAGUAACCUUCAAGAAUUCAGAAAAAUACAAUUGACUGAAUCGCAAGAUGGUAAAGUUCGACUUUGUAAAUUAAUUAAUGAAAUUUUAAGAUUGGAUCCACAAUAUUCAAUAAUACUUGUGGAGGAUUUGUCACAUUUGUUUAAUGAUUCGAAUUUUGUGGUUCAGAAAUUCGCUUUAAUUUCAUUGGUUGACUGUUUUAACAUACUCUUUAGUCAUAUUAUCGCAUCAAAUGAGGUUCUGGAAACUGUACGGCUCACCUGCUCACUCGACUCCAUCUCCAAAUCACAAAUUACAAGAUGUAAACACACAGUAACUACGGGUAAUUCCACAUAUUCAAACAGUGCACAAUUGCCUAACGGAUAUAACACAUCAACUCUUAAUAAUUUGGUUGACAGUGUUCCAAAUAGUGGUAAGGUUCCUGAGGAUGAUGGGAAGGAUUUGGAAAAUUUACCAUUUUCUCUGGAUAAUGUAAGAAUUCCAGAAAGCUUUGCAGAUUUUGCCUGUAUUAGGUUCAUGGUACAUACGAGACUACUGGACUGUGACUUCUCAGAUGUUAAGUAUAACUCAGCUCAUUUCCUGCCAACUUUAAUACAUAACAGGACGAAAUUUUACUCUGUAAACCUGGUUAAAAUGUUAUUUUACGAACUGGCAAAUUAUCCAAAUUAUCUAUGCCACCAGUGUGUUCAACCAGGGACCGGUGAUACCACCGAAACCAGUGCAGAAAGUAAAGUUAAAAAUAAGAAGAAAAAGGUGAAAGGAGUUAAAACAGAUGAACCAAACUCUGUUAUCUACGAAACUUUAUAUAAAUGGCAAUCAGAAUCAGUAAAUUUACUCCUGAUUCUCCUAAACAAACAUAAUAAACUCAGCACUCCGGGAGGUAAAAAAAGGGUAAAAAAUGAGUAUGACGGCCUAGUGGAAUCAGUAUUAAGUAGUGAAGUGGCAUGUAGUCUGAUUGGGUUUUAUCCGGAAUACUAUUUUGAAGUGUUUGUGGACUCUUUGGUACGAUUGUUGGGAACACAAAAUCACAAGAUUUUCGAGCCUAUUCUGUUCAGAAUCUUCUCAUUCAACAACUGUUACAAAUACCAUCACGUAUUGUUGGAUAAGGUAAAUCAGAGGGGUUACGGACUAGAGUUGGAGAAUAUGUAUAAACUGGUCCAGACUCUCCCGUCAGUAUCCUGUGAACCUUACAGAGGAACGAUGAUGGGAGUUGAUAGUACAGAAUCAAUGGAUAAAGAGGCCAAUUUUGACUUGUCAGACAAACUUGUGACAAGUUUGUCAGUUGAUUUUGAUGAUAAACUUGGCUUAUACCCGGCAGCGCAGGUGUUUGAAUUUGAUAAGGAACUGGUGAAAAAUUACAAAAGCUCAAAGUUUAAAAACUCACAAAUUUCCAUCUCAAAUAAUUUCUAUAAACGGAAACCCGUUACCAUUACGCCAAUCUCCUAUGACACGAGUUUUCUCACUUCUGAAAUUCUUAAACCUGAUGACCGUCAGCCUGACGCCCCUCAUCCCGUUGACAGUGACAGGGAAACUGUCCAGAAGCUAGUGGAGAGUAGAUUAAAAAUAGUUGAUGAAGAUGAAAUACGGAAGAAUGAGAAGCUGUUUGUUAGAUUAGUUGGGAAUCAGAUGAUAGAUACAGUCGCAAGUUAUCAGAGGUAUCUAAAAUUUGAAGUUAUUGGGCCUAAAUUACCAAAUUAUGACAAAUUUGCAAGUCAAGUGCUGAAGCACUUUUUAGUCUCAAAUUUAAUUCAAUUUGAGAACAGAAUAGAAGUUCUGAAAAACCUCUUCGAAUACUUGGCAGAGUACACUUUAAUUAAUCACGCGGAAUCACAUUUCCUAAAGUUACUUAAACACCACAGUGAGUUCUACGGCUUAUCUCUACUGUUCAGCUGUGUCAACAGGCAGAACAAUGUCCAGUUAUUUAACAACUACUUGGAAGUGUUGAAUGAGUAUAUUAUGUUUUCAUAUACCACCAACUUCGCCAAGGCAACUUCCGUAAAUUCUGAACUUGCUAAGGAGGAAUACAUGGAAGAAUAUGAAAAAUUUGUAAACUUGUGUCUGUCGUACGUGUGUGAAAAGUUGUCAGAAAGUGAAGAAGUAAACGAUGUAUCAGUGAAUACAUUCUCUAAAUUUGUGUUAAAUUUACCGAAAAUCCCUGAUAAAAUGUCAGAUUUGAUAGUGGUGUGGGUAAAAUCUGAGAAACAGGGGAAUUUAAAACUCGCAUUCUCACUAGUGUCAAACCUGCUGAAACACACUUCACUAGCGAAGAAAGCUGAUUUUGAACGAGUUAUAUGCAAAGAUUACUUUAGGUAUGUGUCCAACAUGUUACUCAUAAAGAGAACAGUGUUUGCCAUAUUCCUCAGAUGCGUAACAAGUAAAAGGAACCAAGUUUCUUCUCUAUUCCUGAGACUGUUGUCAUCUCAGAAAGGUUUAUACAAUGUAAAGAAUAAUUAUACAGUUAAGAAAUUUCGAUCAAUUCAUGAAGAUUUUGUGCAGAAACUUAGGGAAUUUACCGGGUCAGAUGAGGAGAAGGAGUUGGUGGAGGAUUGUUUAUACCUUUCAGACAGACCAUUUUGGCAGUGGCCCCCAAAAUUAGUCUCUCUAUCCACAGAAUUAUUGAAGUUUGAUCUGUCCGACGUUGGACCUGAGGGUGAAGAAGAAGAAGAGUUAGAGGAACCUGAGGAAGAAGAUGAUGAAGAUAUUGGAGUGUGGAUAGAAGAAAGUGUAGGAUUAAUGUGUAAUAGAAAUAGUUUAAAAACGAGCAAAUUCAUCAAAAACGCCGUUGAAAACCUUUUCAACACUACAUUACAAAGCGACACUCCGGAAGUUAAUGACCAACAGGAUAAAGUAGAAGAUGAACCUGAGAGACUGGAUCAACAGUAUAACACAGUAAAUCCACAGGCUAACACAUUAAAUCCACAGGAUGACUCAGAUGAAUUGGAUGUGAUAAUGGACGAUGUGGAAAAGGAAGUGUCUGAAGAUGAUUUGGUAUACUUUGAACCGAUGUUAUCAUGUUGUAUAAGGAAUUCUAGACUAGUUUUCAGGUUAUGCGCACUGGCAAAUUCAUAUCCAGGAACUCACUUCUACACCAAAUGCUCACAAACUCUAGCCAAUUACCAACAAGAAUUACAACUCAUCAUCAAGUAUAAUGAGGAGUAUAUGAGUUUGGUGGAGAGUGUAUUGGAGGAGUUGAGGAAGAGUUGGUGUAAUGUGAUGUUUAAAUUUGAUGAGAGAACGGAUUUGGAGAAGAAUUUGAUGAAAUUAUUGAUGGAAAAAAUGCACGUGACGCCGGAAUAUGUGAUACAAAUGUCGCCAUUUCUAAGUCCAGACCAACUGAAUAAGUUAUUAAUAUUUUUAUUCAGAAAGUAUGAAAAGGAGAAGAUAAUCAAAGUGCUGGAUGUGAUCAUAGAAACACCGAAAGUCUCGCUGCCACAACACUUUUUAUACUCAAUUUACAACAUGCCAACUUCACAGAUAAGUAAUAAACUAGCCACAGUAGUAUCACAGAGUACUGGAGUUCCACAGGGCACAGUUUCAGAGGUUACUCCGGUAACACCGGUGGAUGAAAAAGAUUAUAUGAAGUUACAAGUAUUGUUGCUGGAUACUUGUAUCAAGUAUUGUACGCUGGGAAGAUUCUCAGUGGAAUCAGCAAUAUCGUCGCUGUAUCUAAUUGUGGAAUCAUUUGAUAAUAUCAACUUCGUGUUCGGCAGACUUUUAUGUCAAUUUGUACAGAAAGUGCCAUUGACGAGGAAAGUAAUCGUAGAUGUGAUAUUCCCGAAGCUGAUCCAGAAACAGUGCUGGCAAGAUAAACAAUUAUUUAAAGGAGUGGUAAUAACAAUUUGCACACUGUGGAAUCAUUUCAAGGACCAUCUCCUGAGAUAUAUUUUGGAGAUGCCAAAUUCUAAUGUCAAGACAGUACUAAAGGCACUCCAAGCGCAGUAUAAUAUCUCAGAGUAUUUCAAAAACAUUACACUCCCAGAUCAUAUACAACUCAUACUCCAAGACGUCAUUAACAAUAAAUAA
Molecule: messenger RNA, 4166 nt
Organism: Theileria parva strain Muguga
Lineage: Eukaryota; Apicomplexa; Aconoidasida; Piroplasmida; Theileriidae
Product: Symplekin tight junction protein C terminal family protein
Exons: 5
Coding region: 42-4166 (1374 amino acids)
Source: RefSeq, a predicted model, not a curated record